CCAUGGAAGUCUUGGGGUUCCUCAGACUGGAAGCCAGUGGCCCCAUGGUGAUGGUGGCCCUGUCAGUGGUCCUCUUGGUUCUCCUGAAGUGGUACUCUACAUCAGCAUUUUCAAGACUAGAGAAGUUGGGCAUCAGACAUCCCAAGCCUUCUCCUUUUAUUGGAAACUUGACAUUUUUCCGCCAGGGUUUCUGGGAAAGCCAGAUGGAGCUCAGAAAGCAAUACGGACCUCUGAGUGGGUACUAUCUUGGUCGUCAGAUGUUUAUUGUUAUCUCUGACCCAGCCAUGAUCAAGCAGGUGUUGGUUGAGAAGUUCAGUAACUUCACCAACAGAAUGGCGUCAGGUUUGGAGCCCAAACCGGUAGCCAACAGUGUCCUGUUUUUACGUGACAAAAGAUGGGAAGAGGUCAGAAGUGUCCUGACUCCUGCUUUCAGUCCUGAAAAGCUGAAUGAGAUGGCGCCUCUAAUCAGCCAAGCCUGCAACCUGCUCCUGGCCCAUUUAAAGCACUAUGCAGAAUCCAGGGACGCUUUCGACAUCCAGAGGUGCUACUGCUGCUACACCACAGAUAUGGUUGCCAGUGUCGCCUUUGGCACCCAGGUGAACUCCCAGAAGGCUCCCGAGCACCCCUUUGUGAAGCACUGCCGGCGCUUCUUUGCGUCCUCCAUCCCCAGACCGACCCUGGUUUUAAUCUUAUCAUUUCCAUCCAUAAUGGUCCCACUGGCCCGGAUUUUGCCCAAUAAGAACCGAGAUGAACUGAAUGGCUUUUUUAACAAACUCAUUAGGAAUGUGAUUGCCUUGCGGGACCAGCAAGCAGCAGAAGAGAGGCGGAGAGAUUUCCUCCAAAUGGUCCUGGAUGCCCGACAUUCCACCUCCUCCGUGGGCGUGGAGAACUUUGACAUGGUCCGACCAGUCUUCUCUGGCACUGAAUGCACAGCGAACCCUUCCCAGCAGCACCAGCCCAGACUCCUGUCCAGGCCUUUGACUGUGGAUGAGGUCGUGGGCCAGGCCUUCAUCUUCCUCAUCGCUGGCUACGAGAUCAUCACCAACACUCUCUCUUUCGCCACCUACCUCCUGGCCACCAACCCUGACUGCCAAAAGAAGCUUCUGAGAGAGGUGGACCAUUUCAGCGAGAAACACCCGGCCCCUGAGUACUGCAGCCUCCAGAAAGGCCUGCCCUACCUGGACAUGGUGAUUGCAGAGACCUUGAGGAUGUACCCACCAGCUUUCAGGUAA
Messenger RNA from Physeter macrocephalus (sperm whale), 1232 nucleotides. RefSeq names its product thromboxane A synthase 1 (gene TBXAS1). Bases 3 to 1232 code for a protein of 409 amino acids. NCBI's taxonomy places the organism in Eukaryota, Metazoa, Chordata, Mammalia, Artiodactyla, Physeteridae. Gene Ontology annotation, molecular function: monooxygenase activity; iron ion binding; oxidoreductase activity, acting on paired donors, with incorporation or reduction of molecular oxygen. The record is from RefSeq and is a predicted model, not a curated record. The transcript has 10 exons.